AUGUCUGAGCAAACUCAGACAGUUGAAGCUGAAGAAAGGGCCCGGGACAAGUGGAAGCAGUCAACGCCACAUGAGAAGGGGGUCUGCGAGUCGCACAGCGGAGGGCUCUGCCCUUGCCUUCUGGAUCGGGCAGUAGUCCUAAAACCUGGCCUGCAGCUGGAGACACCGCUGCCAUCACCUUACUUUACUUACCAUCAUGCAUGUACACCGAACCUGCAGGCAUGGAUUUCAGGGUGCAAAUAUGCAGUUAGCCCACAUUGUGACUGCCAUUUGACACUGGAGGGGGACGGCUAA
Molecule: messenger RNA, 294 nt
Organism: Pelobates cultripes (western spadefoot toad)
Lineage: Eukaryota; Metazoa; Chordata; Amphibia; Anura; Pelobatidae
Source: the annotation of a GenBank genome assembly